AUGGCACGCGGCGCAACAUCAACCAAACUCGUUUAUCUGCACCAGGAUACAUUGCGAGAGUAUGCGACAAAGGUUGUAUCUGUCGAGCCCGUCACGAGUCUUCCAGAUGCCGACAAGGCUCUGCUGAAGAACGCAACCGAUGACGACCACGUGGUCAUUACCGAGGAGACCAUCUUCUACGUGCAGGGCGGAGGCCAGCCCACCGACACCGGCUCGAUGACUGCGGAAGACUCGAGCGACGAUUCUUUUGCAGUUGUGGCCGUGAGGAAGGCCUCCGAAGGCCGCGUGCUUCAUUUUGGGCGCUUCUCCGGCAAGGCUUUCACGCCAGGCCAGACUGUGAAGCAGUCCAUCGAUGCCGAGAAGCGCGACCUCCAUUCACGGAUCCAUGAUGCUGGGCACGUAGUUGGACUGGCUGUGCGCCAAGUCGAGGCAGAAACGCCCGAACUGAAGCUGGAGGAGUCAAAGGCGCAGCAUUACCCCGGGGCUGCCCAUGUUGAGUUCAUUGGGCCCAUCGACGGCAAAUAUAAGGAGGCCAUUCAAAAGAAGGUUGACGAAAUGCUAGAGAAAGACUUGCCCGUAAAGACGUUCUGGUGGACGGAGAAAGAGUGUAGAGAGAAGUGUGUUUACGUCGCGCCUGAGAUGACUGCGCCGGACGGAGAGUUGCUACGGGCGGUUGACAUCGUCGGCGCCGGAGCAUACCCUUGCGGUGGCGACAUGGCUCCUCACAAGAAACCCAACUUCCUGGUCGUCAUUGCCGACGAUCUCGGCUUUAGUGACACGGGACCUUAUGGAGGCGAGAUCCCAACUCCGACCCUCGAUCGGCUUGCUAAGGAAGGCAUCACAAUGACUGGCUUUCACACUGCAUCAGCGUGUUCGCCCACCCGCUCCAUGCUCAUGUCCGGCACAGACAAUCACAUAGCUGGACUUGGCCAAAUGGCCGAAUUCAUGCGCACAAGGCCGGAAUAUCAGGGUCAGCCCGGAUACGAAGGAUACCUCAAUUUUCGGGUAGCUGCUCUCCCUGAGAUCCUCCAGGAUAACGGUUAUCACACUAUUCUUUCCGGAAAGUGGCACCUUGGCUUGAAGAAAGAGCUGUCACCCCACGCCCGUGGUUUCGACAAGAGCUUCGUCUAUUUAGCUGGCGCUGGCAAUCACUACAACAACGAGCCUCAGCUGGGUGACCACCCUUUCCGCCCGGCCGCAGCGUGCGGAGACGGCUUGUGGAUGAGAGACGACAAGUUCCUGGACAGGAAGAAGGACAUACCCCGUGACUUCUACUCCACGCGCACCUUCUCCGACCAAAUGGUCAGUUUCCUCCAAGAGCGCACCGACGCAGAGAAGGAAAAGCCAUUCUUUGCGUACCUCGCCUACACAGCUCCCCACUGGCCUCUCCAAGCCCCGCAAGAGACAAUCAAGAAAUACCACGGCAAAUACGACGCCGGCCCCGACGCACUCCGCACCCAGCGCCUCGAACAGCUCAAAGCCCGCGGCCUCGUCCCGUCCGACGUCGAGCCCGCCCCCAUGAUCGGCCAAAUGCUCAAAGAAUGGAGCGAGAUGAGCGCCUCCGAGAAAGCCGACUCGGCGCGCCGCAUGGAGACGUACGCAGCCAUGGUCGACCUGCUCGACGCGCACCUCGCCACCGUCAUCCAGCACCUCGAGUCGACGGGCGAGCUCGACAACACGUUCGUGCUGUUCAUGUCCGACAACGGCGCCGAGGGCAAGCUGCUCGAGGCGCUGCCCGUCAUGGCCGGCGUGCCGCUCGUCGAGGUCGUCCGCAAGUUCUACGACAACUCGCUUGCUAACAUCGGUAAUGCGGACUCGUUUGUCUGGUACGGCCCGCGCUGGGCUUCGGCCGCUACGGCGCCGUCGCGUGGCUUCAAGGCUUGGACGACCGAGGGCGGUAUUCGUUGUCCUUGCGUUGUGCGGUACCCGCCGCUGACGGCUGCGGCUGGUGGUGGGGGUGGGGGUGCCAUCACGCACGAGUUUACUACCGUUAUGGACAUCUUGCCGACUGUUCUCGAUCUCGCGGGUAUCCCGCAUCCCGGUACUAGCUUCCGCGGACGUGAAGUCGUCACGCCGCGUGGCAAGUCGUGGGUGCCGUACCUCAAGGGUGAGGCCAAGGCGGUGCACCCGGAGGGCCAGGACGUCACCGGCUGGGAGCUGUUCGGGCAGCGCGCGAUCAGGAAGGGGAAGUGGAAGGCAGUCUUCAUUCCGGCGCCGCUGGGCAAGGAGGAGUGGGAGCUGUACAACAUCGAUGAAGAUCCGGGCGAGAAUCACGAUCUGGCGGAGCAAAUGCCGGAAGUCUUGGUGCAGUUGUUGGAGGAAUGGGAAAAGUACUACACCGAGACUGGCAUGUUCGAUCCCAAGACUUUACCACAGCCCUACAUUUAG
Lasiodiplodia theobromae is the source of this 2388-nucleotide messenger RNA. RefSeq names its product Arylsulfatase protein. The transcript has 5 exons. Bases 1 to 2388 code for a protein of 795 amino acids. Gene Ontology annotation, biological process: alanyl-tRNA aminoacylation. The record is from RefSeq and is a predicted model, not a curated record. NCBI's taxonomy places the organism in Eukaryota, Fungi, Ascomycota, Dothideomycetes, Botryosphaeriales, Botryosphaeriaceae. Gene Ontology annotation, molecular function: arylsulfatase activity; alanine-tRNA ligase activity; ATP binding.